Messenger RNA from Chara braunii, 2535 nucleotides. NCBI's taxonomy places the organism in Eukaryota, Viridiplantae, Streptophyta, Charophyceae, Charales, Characeae. The record is from the annotation of a GenBank genome assembly.
GUAACAGGUCAGGGCUGCCGCAACUGUCACAGGUCCAGGCUGCAGCGACAAUCAUAGGAUCGGGCUGUAAGAGUUGGCUAGGAUACCUAACUGCGUCUUCAGGCGGUCCAAUGGAACCCAACACGAUGGGGCCACAACCGACCGCGGGCGAAGCGGGCGAGGAGUACAUGACAUCGCCCGAUCGAGCUCUGAGAGAUCUGAAGGAACGAAUUAGGCGAGAAGCAUCGUUGAGAUGGGCUGACCAAACUAAUGACGGAGGGUCCGACGUGACGGGCGAACCAGUUGCGACAGAGCCGCAGGAGGCUCUAAAGACGGGUACCUCGAGCGGACGACGAGAAGCGACGAGGCGACGCUCCCCCGAGUACGAGCGGAGGGACACCAUAGCGGACAGGCACAGAGACGACUGGAGAGAGAGUUUGAGGGAUUCCUAUUGGAGGGACAAAGAUAGAGACAGGGCGCCGCCCAGGCGAGUCUUCGACCCCCAGACAGGGGAGUCACAUCCGCUCCCUUAUGAGAGCAAGAAUCGCUAUAUUAUUACACACAAGGCCUCAGAGCCUCCUACUUUCAGGGGCUAUGGUAUCAUAGAAUAUCUCGAGAAGUGGGGGCUUCACGCCAGCCGGAGUCAGUGGUCGGAGGAAGAGAUUAUAGAGAACUUCCUAUUUAAUGUGGACCCAAGUCUCGGUAGGGAAGUUAAGGAAGCUYGMCCGAAGGAUGGAAAAUGGACUACGUACAAGAAGAACCUCGUUGAGCUUUACAAAUUGGAGGAUAACAAGUAUUCCAUCAAGGACCUUGAAACAAUGACUCAAGAUGAAGAUGAGAGCGUACGGGCAUUUGGGAUGCGUUUCGAGAAGAUCUCCGACGUACUGAUGAAGAAGGGGAAGAUCUCAGAGAUCGAGCACUGUACUAUCUUCAUCGGACACCUGUCCAAAGGUAGGCAAAAAAGUAUACUUAGAGAUCUUCCGCGCGACAAGCUUGAUUUCCCAGAAGUCCUAAAGCUCGCGAUAAAGGCAGAGGCAAACGAUUACAAGGACUUGGUGUGGAGAGGGAUGAGGAGACGUGACUUCUCUCUCUACAAGGAGUAUGCCACUGAUAGAUGUUCUGAUUUCAAGGACUAUCCCUGGUCGGAGAAGAAUGAGGCCGUGGCUGAGGAAGUGAAGGAGAUCCGGGAUAUGGUGAAGGGAUUGACGAGACAGGUUACAGAGAUUGUGACCACUACAGGGGCCACGGCCUACCGGGACAAACCUGGAGGGCCCUAUUCACUUCGCUGGGACCGUAGGAACAAUGAUUCCUGGAGGAGUGUCGAGGAUAGAAAUCCUCGGACGCUGACUGAUUAUCGAGAUCGGGACUGGGAACGACGAGAUGGGUCGCGCAGACGAUUUGAGCGCGGGGGAGAUGCGAGAGAGCAGCGCGACGAGUCGCGGGGGUGGUACAACCGAGGGGACCAACGCGAUGAUUCGCGAGGGCGGUAUAAGCAAGAAGGGUCUGGAGGAGACCGCCGCAACGAUUUGCGCGGCCGGAAUGAGAGAGGGGGAUAUGGCGCCUCAUCAGAGCCUUAUCCCAAGUCGCCUGACCCCAAGGCAGCCAGGGGUUCGAUCUCUAGAAGCGCAGACGACAGACCAUCUACUCCCAGGAACUCAUGCACUUACUGUAGAGGAGAAUAUCAUAUCAAGAGGGAUUGCACGGACCUCAAAUGGGCAAUAGAUGAGAGACUUGUUGUGCUUGACGACCGCAAGUACGUCAAGUGGGCAGAUGAUCUGGGAGAUGUAUCGAUGUUCCCUUCGAUGAAGGAGAAUGUCGAAGCAAGGAGAGUAAAGCCGAGUAAGGAAAAGGAGUCGGUCAGGAGCCAGAGCAUCAAGAUAACCUUUGAGGGGGAUAUGGCGACCACACCCAUAAGGGUGACAGCCACCAAGUCGGCGAGAGGGUCUACAUCGAAGAAGACUGACACGGACUACGUGAUAACGGAGAAGGACGGGCAGCGCGUCGAUGGAGAGGAGGUUAUCCUUUCGCCGCGAAAGAUGGGAGUGAAGAAGUUCUUAAUGAAGAGUUCGCUGGACGAGAUUGACACGGUCGAGCCACCGAGUCGGACCCUUUGGCAACCCAUGCAGUGCUCUAUUCUGCAGUACCUGGCGGCAUCGAAGCCGGCUCGUGAUGAGUUACAGAUGAUCACGCGGAAGACUCGCAUACCUCUAUCGGAGGAGGGUCUGGGGGCCCCUAAGGCGGAAGCUCCCACAGUAGCAGUAACGGGGGUGACUGCCAGAGCGGAUCGCAUGGCGACAGUCCUUCUCGAUGGAAUGGAAGGUGUGAUUCCAGACAAGUUUUAUAUACUUGGUAACCGGGCCGUGGAGACGAUUAUAAACGAUGGAGCGAUGCUCGAUGCUAUAAUCGAUAAUGGCAGUGAGGCUGUCAUCAUAGACGAGGACCUGGCAGUACAGGUUGGACUGGGCCUUGAUAGGUCAUAGCUAUUCGAGAUAGAGACGGCUGAUGGGAGAAAGCAACAGAUCACUGGGGUUUGUCACAAGGCAGCCAUAGAGGUCC